Molecule: messenger RNA, 1364 nt
Organism: Hermetia illucens (black soldier fly)
Lineage: Eukaryota; Metazoa; Arthropoda; Insecta; Diptera; Stratiomyidae
Product: putative odorant receptor 92a
Exons: 5
Coding region: 61-1260 (399 amino acids)
Biological process (GO): sensory perception of smell; detection of chemical stimulus involved in sensory perception of smell
Cellular component (GO): plasma membrane
Molecular function (GO): olfactory receptor activity; odorant binding
Source: RefSeq, a predicted model, not a curated record
GUAGUACGUGAAAUAAGUUCCAACGAGCAGUUAGAAACAAUUAACCCCGGGUUGACCAGAAUGAAGCCACAAGAGAAAAUUGUUAAGUUUGGUGAUUUCAUGGACAUUGCGGUUGUUUUCUAUAAAUCGCUGGGAAUCGACGCAUUAGCUUCACAAGGAAAACGAAACAUUCUGGAGAACAUUUUUCAGGUUUCUAUCUUCGCUCUAGGGACCGGAAAUUUGUGUUUGGCAGUCGUAUUGGAAGUCGUCUAUCUCAUAAAGUCGUUUGGAAUAUUUAAAAAUAUUCUCGAAAUAACAGCACUGCUUCCUUGCACCAUUAUUAGCACUGCAUCGGUGAUUAAAAUCGUGACACUUUGGAGCAAAAACGCCCAACUGACCGCAAUUUUGCAACAACUCCAGGAUAUGUUUCCGCAAACUUUUGCUGAACAAGAAAAAUUUGACAUCGAAUGCUAUCGAAAGCAUAUACGGAGGGUGAUACUCCCUUGCGCUCUAUUGACCAUGAUGACAGGAGUGAUGUUCAAUUGUUAUGAAAUAUUUAAGUCUAUAAUUAAUUACAUUCGCACUGGAAAUUUUGAAAAAACCUAUCCUUAUUUUUUCUGGUACCCUUUUGAUGAUCAGACGAAUUGGGUCUACCCGGUAAUUUAUCUGCAUCAAUUUUAUGCGGGUUAUGUAACUGUGGUUGCUAAUAUAACGGCGGAUUUACUAUUGUGUUGCAUUAUCACUCAACUUCAAAUGCAUUUCGACUUUAUUUUGAGGCAGCUUUUGGAAAUGGUACCCAGAGGGGAGCCAAAUGAUAUGCGUUGUUUGAAACAGUUGAUCCAGCAUCAUAUAAUGAUUUUACGAUUGUCGGACGAAGUUAACGAUGUUUUUGGCAUUCCGAAUCUCUAUACCUUUGUCUUCGCUUCUCCGAUCAUUUGUUUUACUGGAUUUCAAGUAUCGAUUGGCGCUGCCAAUAAUGUUUUCGGAAAAUACAUUCUGUUUCUUAUAUGUCAGUUACUUAUUGUGUUUGCGGUGUGCUACCAUGGAAAUAUCGUGGUUGAUUCGAGCCUUAACGUGGCCGAUGCUGCAUAUGGUCAGGAAUGGUUUCAAGCCAGCAAAGAAUACAAGAAAAUAUUGUUGGUGUUAAUUACCAGAGCAAAUAAUCCUUCUACAUUGACAGCCACGAGUUUCGUAACUGCUUCGUUGAAAACAUUUAGCAGUGUUAUAAGUACUUCAUAUCAGUUCUUUGCAUUGGUGAGGACCAUGUACAGCGAUGGCUGAGUUGGUGAGAACUGGAGGCUUUGUCUUAAAUAAAGUGAAGUGGACCAUUUUAAUUUCAAUUGUUAAAAUAAUUUAGCUGUUAUUGAAUAGAGGAAAGUGAUGAU